Messenger RNA from Helicoverpa armigera (cotton bollworm), 753 nucleotides. RefSeq lists its product as uncharacterized. Gene Ontology annotation, cellular component: MKS complex; ciliary transition zone. Lineage: Eukaryota; Metazoa; Arthropoda; Insecta; Lepidoptera; Noctuidae. Bases 1 to 753 code for a protein of 250 amino acids. The transcript has 6 exons. Gene Ontology annotation, biological process: cilium assembly. The record is from RefSeq and is a predicted model, not a curated record.
AUGGUCACAUCUGCAGAUGGUUUCGGUUGCUCCUGCGCAGAACACAGUGUACCAGCAGGUAUAGAUCGUUGCAGACCCUGUAAUGCUACUGAAGUGGUGUCUUCAGACGGCACUGCUUGUGUGCCACGAAAGUGCCAAAAUGUAUCUGGCAGGAUAGCUUGUAGGAAGUGCCCUAAUGAUUAUGUGACUGUGACCCAAAACAUCGACGGCUCUCCACUCAAAGAGGUGCAAUGCGUGAAAUGCGCGCGCGGCUACAAAGCUCAGAACAAUGUGUGCGUGCGAUGCGCGUCGUGCGCAUGCGCGAAACAUCAGAUCAUCGUCAGAGGCAUUUGUGUGCCGAAGAGCUAUGUGAACUCCAGGCCUAAGUAUGAAGAGGGCAGUUUACAUCCACUGGCGCUGCUGGAUGUUGUUAAACAUGAGUAUUUGUGUACGCAAAACGACAUUCGGGCCUGUCGGACCCUGGCCAAUGAAUGCGUGAAGAAUUUCUACUCAACAGACCCAGCCGGACCUUGCAGACUAUGGAUACAGUCUAACUUGCCUACGCCUAAAGGUUUACCACGACUUAUAGUAGAAUCAACGUUGGAGGACAAAAACCCAGGAGAGGUCUACUUAAUACGCAAGCAGCAGGACUUUUUAUUAAUAGCGACAGCUAAGUUUUCAUCUGAUGGAGGAUUUAAGUUUAUCAAAGAGUCGGAUCAACGCCUUCAGUGUCGUCUGCCCGUUCAAGUUAGAAUCGGACGAGAUUUCGCGUAA